This is a messenger RNA of Annulohypoxylon truncatum, 1802 nucleotides long. RefSeq names its product RNA recognition domain-containing protein. The coding region runs from base 539 to 1315 and encodes 258 amino acids. The transcript is spliced from 4 exons. The record is from RefSeq and is a predicted model, not a curated record. Gene Ontology annotation, cellular component: nucleus. Gene Ontology annotation, biological process: mRNA export from nucleus. NCBI's taxonomy places the organism in Eukaryota, Fungi, Ascomycota, Sordariomycetes, Xylariales, Hypoxylaceae. Gene Ontology annotation, molecular function: mRNA binding.
UCCCUCCCUCGCGCUGCUUUCUUAUUUGAUUUCCUUUCAAACACGACUCAACUUCAAUCCAUCUUCUCUCCAACUUUACCGAGAGAUUCACAAAGUCGUCUUAUUCUUUUACCAGCACUUCAUCGCAAAGGAGACAACGUCGAUAAAGUUCUUUUUAAUAUUAUCAUUUUAUUCUCUAUCGGCUGCAUCCAACUUCGUCAGCCAUCCAUAUUAUCAUCAUUCAUAUCGGCUUGCCAACCAGCCGAAUUACUUUGACAAUAUUUUAUCAGCGCUUCUACCACUGUACCCAAACAUUCCGCCACCUUCUCCAUCUUCCAUCGCGCGUACUUCUAAUUAAAAAUCCUCAGCACCGCGAAAUUGUAAAGGUUUCAUUUUCGCUGCUGCAAGAUACUGCCGCCCUCGUACGCUCUUGCGCCCAUUCAAACACACCACCCGUUGGGCCGAAUAGCCUGAUCAUUCAACACGCGUAUUCGCUGUGCUAUUUUCACACGCUUCGCACAACAACUUCUAUUUAAAACCAUAAUCAACAGCCAUCAAAAUGUCCGGAAAGCUCGACCAGUCUCUUGACGAAAUCGUCUCAACCCAACGUCGCGUCGGCGGCGGCGGCCGUGGUGGUCGACCCCAGCGCCGAUCCGUCGGACGUGCUGCCAAAGCGGCACCUGUUGGCGGCGUUCAGAAGACGCCCAAGCUGACUCGUGCCGCCGCGGCGAAGCAGAACACCGCCAAGGCAGCCGGUGGUAACGGAGAAAGCAAGGUGGUGGUUAGCAACCUGCCCAAGGAUGUUAACGAAGGCCAAAUUAAGGAGUACUUCGCAACUUCAGUUGGCCCCAUCAAGCGUGUGGAGCUUUCCUACGGCCCGAAUAGCAUCAGCCGUGGAAUUGCUACCGUCACCUUCUCUAAGCUUGACGGUGCUAGCAAGGCAUUCAACGCCUUGAACGGUCUUCUGGUCGACAAUCGCCCUAUCAAGAUCGAGAUUGUGGUCAGCGCGGCUAAGGCAGCCGAAAUUGCCCCCCCAGCUAAGACUCUUACCGAACGCAUUACCCAACCCAAGGCUCAGCCCAAGUCUGCAGCCAACGACAAGAAGAAGGAAGCGGCAGGAAAGGCAGUUGGUUCUGGUGCUCGCGGCCGCAAGCGACGUGGUGGACCUCGCAGCGGUCGCCCGGCGAAGAAGACAGCUGAAGAGUUGGACGAGGAGAUGGCCGAUUACUUCGAGGCUGGCAACCAGAACGAGAAUGCCAAUGGUAACGCACCUGCUGCCACCAACGGUGAUGCCCCUAUGGAGGACGAGAUUCUAGUAUGUGCUUCAGUGGAAUAAUCCGAAUUCCUCCCUGCUAAUCAUGGUAUAGUGAACGAAUCGCAUGAAUGUGGACUAUUUGAAGUUCGCAGUUGGGUUGGUGGUCCGGCUUUCCAAUCGGGGUUUGUUCCUUUGCUCAUGUUACGGCUCGGGUUUGCUUUCUUUCUACUGAAUUUGGCAAUGGGUGCAUGAAGGGAACGCGCGGAUCUGAAGGAGGAAGCAGGUAUACCAGUCGAGAUGCUCAAUAGCCUAUGCAGAUAACCGUCCUGCUGAAUGAAACGGCACUAUUCCCAGGUCUUAUUCGUUUGCAAAGUGUAUGAUUUUCCGCUCAACGUGAAUUUCCUUAGCAAAUUGGUAGUUUAAUUUUGGCUGCUCUGCUUGGUUCUUUAGAUUGACUACAGUCAAUGUGUAUCACUAUUCCUUGAACGAAAGGUCGUAUUGAUUCCAAAGGUCUUGUAAAAUCCAUGAUAUCACUUCUAGUUCCCUCUACAUCCAUUGACUAGUUAGC